This is a messenger RNA of Acaromyces ingoldii, 255 nucleotides long. RefSeq lists its product as hypothetical. NCBI's taxonomy places the organism in Eukaryota, Fungi, Basidiomycota, Exobasidiomycetes, Exobasidiales, Cryptobasidiaceae. Bases 1 to 255 code for a protein of 84 amino acids. The record is from RefSeq and is a predicted model, not a curated record. The transcript has 3 exons.
AUGGCGUCGACGCCGGGUGCCACAUCAGAUUUUACGGAUAGCGUAGCGUGGGGCGCGCAGACGGAUGUGACGCCGGGAGAGGUGGUCGAGAAGCAACGCCUGGUCCGAGACAUCAUGGCCAGUCAAGACAGUCUUCGAGCACUCCUCGCACGCGUGUCGUCGGUGCAAGCAGACUGCCAAAAGGCUGAGGCCGACAACGAGAUGUUGCAGAUGUACAUCGACAGUGUGACAAAGAGUCUCGCGGCAAAGAGCUGA